GUCUCGUCGAUGACGUCACCCGCUCUCCCGGAAGUCCCUUGAACGACGCCGGGGGCGUGUUUUCAGGUCCCUCCGCGUGCGGUUACCUGAGAGACGCGCGAGUUUUCGUGCGGCCGGGGAGGCGAGCGCGUCUUCCGAGAAGAAGCCGGAGCAAGUCUGCGGCCCGUGCGGCGUCAUGGAGGUGGUGGAGGCCGCUGCGCAGCUGCAGACGCUCAAGUUCGGCGGCCUGGAGUCGGCAGCAUCGCCGCCACCUGAGGAGCGCCGGGACGCUGAGCCGGAGGAGCGGGCCGGGCCGGCCGGGGUGCAGCCGCCGCCGGCUCCGAGCUCGGAUGCGGGCGGAAACCCACCGCCGCCGAGCGAGACCUGCGUCACCGGGCCGGACGCUGCCGCGGAGCCGCCAACCUUGCUGCAGGAUUCGGACUCAUCGGACUCGGAUUCGGACAGUGAAACGGAUUCAGAUAGCUCAAGCUCCUCCUCUUCAUCGUCGUCUUCGUCUUCCUCCUGCGUAUCACUUCCUCCUGUGUUGUCAGAUGGAGAGGAGGAUGUCCAAGUUGAGAAAGAAAGUAAGAAUUUUCCUCUUAAAACAAAAGAUGAAUUGCUUCUUAAUGAACUACCUUCUGUUGAAGAACUCACUGUAAUUCUGCCUGAAGACAUUGCAAUAAAGCCUCUUGGGAAGGUUUCGAGCAUUAUUGAACAAUUAGUAAUAAUUGAGUCUGUGACUAACAUACCUCCAGUUAAUGAAGAUACUGUCAUUUUCAAAAGUGAUCGACAAGCAGCAGGAAAGAUAUUUGAGAUAUUUGGACCUGUUGCCCAUCCAUUUUAUGUGUUACGGUUUAAUUCUUCAGAUCACAUUGAGAGUAAAGGCAUCAAAAUAAAGGACACUAUGUAUUUUGCUCCAUCAAUGAAAGACUUCACUCAAUAUAUAUUCACAGAAAAACUCAAACAGGACAGAGGAUCGGAUGCUUCUUGGAAGAAUGAUCAGGAACCACCUCCAGAAGCCUUGGAUUUCAGUGAUGAUGAGAAAGAAAAAGAAGCCAAACAGAGGAAAAAAUCUCAGAUUCAAGGCCGCAAAAAACUCAAAUCUGAAUUGAAUGAGUCAGGUGAAGAUUUUGGUGAAGUGCAUCAGAAUUGGAAUGCUUGUAGCUCUUCAGAACAUUCAAAAGGAUAUCACAACAGGGAAGUCACAAGAGGCUUUCCAAGGGGUAGAUAUUCUCGAGGAAGCCAUGCCAGGCCUCCACCUCAACAGUACUAUAACUCAGAUCAUAUGGCAUCUCAAGAGAGUUUGGGAUUUCCACCUCAGAGACAAGAUAAUCCUGUCAUGCCCCACUAUCCUUUUCCCCCGCCCAUGUUUGAUAUGCAUAACUUUCCACUCCUGCCUCCACCCCCACCCCCGCCCCCACCAACUGUAAGCAUGGGGUGGGCUGCACCUAGCAUGGCCUCUCAUCCUGUGUUUAACUUACCAUACUCCAUGCCCCCACCACCCCUUCCUCCACCUCCCCCCCCUCCCUCUCCUGGGGAAAGUAAUUCUUCUCAUUUUGGACCUCACUAUUAGUUAUAUGCCUGUAUUUCAGAGAAAUAUGGUAAAUUUUUUAACAUAUAUUAUGGAGUUAGAUUUUUUUAAAAAAUUGUAAAAUACUAAAUCAAAUGACUCAAUUAUAUGUUCAUAUAUAUUUUAAAUAUCUCAGUUUUGAGUUCAUAUGUAUUUGUGUUAACCUUUAUGAAAUGUUAUUCAUAGGAACAGUUCAUCUCAUUCUUAAUAAACUCCAGUUCAUGUAAUAUUUAAGUAAAAUGUUGAAUCAUGGCCUCUACUACCCACAGCUGGUAGGUAACGUGCAUAGUGGUGCUUAUGAAGUAGGUUUCCUUACAGUCUCUAAUGUACUGAACACUGAGUGUCUUUUUAUGUUGAAGUCCUACUAAGAGUCUUUAAAAUAAAGUAUUUUUCUAAAUUUGACACUUUUGGAAUUGAUUAUAAGUGCAAGAAUUCUUUAAACUUGAUUUUCCUAAGCAAGUUAGGGGUGUGAAGGAGGAAGAAGACACUACUGGCCAAAGCUCUCGCUAGCUGGUUAGUAUUAACUAUGCUGACAGACUUCAGUGUCUAUGUAGCUGUCCAUUAUUUAGACUCCCACCUGAAAGUUGGUAAAUGGAUUUACUGAAGGACAUGGCUUAUUAGGCAGUGCAGUUCUAUAGCAGUGCACCACAGACUGAGUAAUUCAUAUUAAAAAAAAAAAUGACCACCCCUGUUUUGGAGUCCUGGAAGCCCAGUGUAAAAGUGCCAAUGUCUGCUAAGGGCCUACUUGCUGCUUUAUCACAUGGUAAAAUCGGUUGGGGAAAAUGGGGUAUUUUGAUUGUCCUAGCCACUUUAUGAAGUGACACCCCAUUGUCGAAGCCCGUUUUUAAAGAUCCCACAUUCAGUUCUCUUCCAAUAACAAACAUGAGUUUGGGAGGGGACAGUCAGACCAUAGGAGAACAUUUUGGAAAAGUGAAUUAAGUAUGCCAUGCCACUGUAAUGAGAUGGUUACUAAAAGUCCUUAGUCAUCGAUGCUAAGUCGAGAAGGGACAGAGUCAGGUAGAGGCAGCACCUCCUCUUUUGUCCACUUUGCACUGCUCCACUCCUUCUAUACUUUCUGUUACCUUUAUGUGUUAACUGUUUUUGCUAAUAAAACAUCAUUUGAUGAGAAUCUGAGUGUUAUCGUUUCAACUGCUAAUGUGAAGGAGGGGUUUAAGGUCCCAAUAUUUAAAAGACGGCUUCAUGUUCUCUCUACGGUGAUACUCUCAAGCACUGCUGCUUUGAGAAGACACAGCUCAAACGUAGUGUAUCACUGAUGCUUCAACAGUAAUGGCUGGUUUUUAAAUUCGAUUAUAUGCAUUUAUAUAUUUUGAUAUUGUAAGUAACUUUGAUAUUUCUGUUAGGUCUUUCACAAAAUUCCAAUUGUUGAGUCUCUACUACUAAACACCUUUAGUCUGCCUUACCUCCAAAUGACUUAAGACAGGAAGUACAAACUCAGUGAUGAAAUAUCCUAAGAUUUAAACAAAUUCUUUACAUGGAGUGCUAUCAUCUCAUUCUCAAGGUACUUAGAACUUGGUUAAAACAGUCAUGCCAUGUACUGCUAUGAUUAUGUGCUGGGGACACUAGCUCAGUGGCUUAUUAAAUAUGAGCCCUUAAAAUUAGAAACUUGACAUUUGCAGAAUGGAUUAAUCUUCAUGUUGACACACAGUGAGCCUCCCUAAAACACAUGUUCAGACUCUGCUUGUUUGGCAUCAGAACCUAUGAGGUGUGCAUGCACGCAUACAUACAUGCACAGAACUUUCAGUCUGGUUUGGGCUGAAAAUUUAAAAUAUCAAAAGACUCAUUUCCAAAAACCCAUCAGGUAUUGUUAAAGCUGAUCUAUUUAUGACUUAAUCCAGUUAAGAUUCUUAAGAAAUACAUCAGUAUCUUUUGCAGACCUUGUAAUGCCGAAUACUCAGCUUCUCGUUUUUAUGACUUUGCUCAUCCUUAUGUAUGUGAAUAUAAAUUAAUAUGGUAACAAACAAGAUUCUUCACUGUUGUGUUCUGAGAUAUUAAGGACACACUAUACUAUAGUUGAAGCCAAGGUUGGACGAUAUUUUUUUUUUUAUCUCUUCAAUAUUUCCUAGCAGAUACUGUUUAAGCUUCUAGCAGCAAUAAUCUCACAUCAUAUUUAUACUGUGUGUCUAAAUUCUUGUAGUGAAUUAGAUGUGUACGACUACUUAGUGUACUGGGAAAAAGAAACAAAUGUAUGCAUUGGUAAACGAAUAAUGAAAUCACAAAAUGAAAAAUAACAUUCCUUAGUGCAAAUAAAGUUUCAUUGUGUGCUCUA
This is a messenger RNA of Arvicanthis niloticus (Nile rat), 3836 nucleotides long. It is a transcript of the gene Naf1, whose product is annotated as nuclear assembly factor 1 ribonucleoprotein. Gene Ontology annotation, molecular function: RNA binding. Gene Ontology annotation, biological process: ribosome biogenesis; box H/ACA snoRNP assembly; pseudouridine synthesis. NCBI's taxonomy places the organism in Eukaryota, Metazoa, Chordata, Mammalia, Rodentia, Muridae. Gene Ontology annotation, cellular component: sno(s)RNA-containing ribonucleoprotein complex. The record is from RefSeq and is a predicted model, not a curated record.